UUGUCUACAAAAUCUUUGGAUGAUAUCUUUUCUUUAAGAAAAUGGUUUAAAAAGCUGAUUCUGAUGUUAUAUCGUUCAAUAUAAGAGAUUUUCUUCUUAUUAAUUUAAAGAGUGUAUAAAUAGAUAUUUACGAGUUAAUUUUCGAAAUAAAAAAAAAUCGAACCAAAUGUACAUCAAUAAUAUCAGUGUGGAUCGUAAAAUUCCGUUCGGCGACUCUAAGAUAUCUUCAGCUAAAAGCGACGAAGAACCCAUCAGAAUCGCUUUAUUAGUUCACCGUGUGCAAUUUCCAAGGUCAAACUCUGACCUCAUCAUUACCCAACGGUCACGCAACACUUCGGCCCUUAAGGAAUCUGAAACACAAUACAUCAAAACGGAGUUUGAAAAGGCCAUACCGAGAGCUGGUUUCAUUCCCCAGCCUAUUCAACACCCCUACAGCAGACCCAAAGUAGGCUCUUCUCAGGUGGGUCGGAAUGCGAAACACAUGCAGUUCCUCAGAAGCUCCCCUUCCCUCGCAGAACUCAACAAGCAGAUCAGGCGAAACGAGUUUGCAAAAAGUACCCGAUGCAGGACUGCAGCACCUCGAAAUGUCACAAGUCUCCCCAAAGAAGAGAAAAUUGAACUUAGAAAGCUCGAGGAUCUGUUCCGCGUUUACAAGGGCAACCGAGAUCUGAUCAAACAAAUCUUUCCCUCCGCAUCAUCAGCCGGCGGGACUCCGGAGCCACAUGACGUGUCGAUGACCUCACAGAGGUCAAGCACCAACUCACCUGUCCUCAUUGCACCUUCUAGACAGAGCGUCCUAAACAAUCCUCUGCAAGUCAUCAAUUUCCAGGAAAAAGGGCGUGCCAAGAGUGCAGUGACACAGGACACCAUAAGACUGCGAAACAGACCCCCUCUGGCCCAUCUGAAUACGAACAGUCACGUCCCAGUGCCCCUUUAUGCACCCCCUUCGUCCACCCCCAGAAAGGGAAACCCUCACAAUCCAGCUGCAUACGUGCCUCAAACUAUGGCUCCUUAUCUGUAUGGAAUUAGAGGUCGACCUGUGAAUGCUUCUGAGAAACAGUACCCAGUCUCAAGGUCAAGUCAGACGAACCUAGGUGAACCCAAGUCAUCUCUGACGUCCCUGCGUAGAUCGCACACAACCAUGGGGAAACUCAGAAGAAUGGAAGCACCCUUGUAUCCACCAAUGGUUCCACCAGCGACUCCUCAAAACGAUUCCUCGUCAAGACUCCCGAACCCAUCCAACAUGACCACGACAAAUACCUCGUUGUCUCGAGGACUUGUUGGAGAAUCACUCGACCUGAACGCUCCUCUCGAAUCAAAACAAGUUCCGAAAUCAAUGAAUGACGAAGCAGCCGAGAGCCAACAAACAACUUCCCCUCGACAGGGAUUUACAAAGCAACAAUCGCACGUUCGAUUUCUAUUGGAUGACGAAGUGGAACAGAAGGCGAGGAGAAACGAAGAGGUUCAGGAACAGAAAAAAGCUCCAGAACACAGCCAAGAGUCUUUGACCAAUGAGCAGCCUACGUUUUCGAAUGAGGACGAAAAAUCCGAUAUCGAUUCAAUUGAGGGGUACUCAAAUAGAGAUCAGAAUAUGGGCUUGAACCAAACUUCUCAACCGACCAUCACCUCACGAAUUGAAUCAGGAGCAUCGCUACCCGUGGAAGUGUACGAUGUGAAAAAACUUUAAAGACAACGAACAAAGUCUGAAAGUCACUGUUUGAAUGAGUUGUAUAAACAUGCCUGGAAUUGAACGUCGCCUGAACAAGCUCUACGGAAUCAUUUCUUUAGAAAAUGAAGAGUUUUUACUCGCAAUUAGUUUCUCUUUUGUUUUGAUGAUUUUAAGAUUAAUUACUUAUUAGGUCAAUUUUUCACAGAUAAAAGAUUAUUCGCUAAUUUUCAAAUGAGUAGUUGUCAAUACGGAGAUUACAAAAUAAAAAUUAUCGUUUUUUGAUGAAUUUGCAGACCAUUAAUUUUGACUCUACAAUCAA
This is a messenger RNA of Symsagittifera roscoffensis, 1988 nucleotides long. RefSeq lists its product as uncharacterized. The record is from RefSeq and is a predicted model, not a curated record. Bases 167 to 1687 code for a protein of 506 amino acids. The transcript is spliced from 11 exons. Lineage: Eukaryota; Metazoa; Xenacoelomorpha; Acoela; Convolutidae.